Molecule: messenger RNA, 1579 nt
Organism: Bursaphelenchus xylophilus (pine wood nematode)
Lineage: Eukaryota; Metazoa; Nematoda; Chromadorea; Rhabditida; Aphelenchoididae
Source: the annotation of a GenBank genome assembly
AUGAGCGCAGUACCAGACGGAUUGGAUCGAAAUGUGAUCCGUAUUCGACUCAGACAGCUGAAUUCCUCGCAAAAUUCCAUCCAAACCAUGUCAAUGUGGAUUGCACACCAUCAUAAUGAAGCUGGAUCAAUUGCAGAUGCUUGGCUUGAGGUAUGUUGAUUUUGAGAUUUUUGUCUUUGAUUUUAGAUGCUUUUACGUUAAGGAAGCGGUCCGAAUGUUGGUUUGUUUGCGAUCUUAAGCACUAUUAUGUGAUCCAUAAGGCUUUUAACCGAAAAAGGUCAAAUAAGACCCAAAAUUUGCCGAAUUGGAAGAAAUUUUGUUUGGUUAGCUAGAAUACUCUCUACUCUUCCAAUUUCAGGAGCUCUGCACGAACAAGGCCAACAGCGACUGGUGCAAAGCCAUGUUUUACUUGGCCAACGACGUAGUUCAGAACUGCCGAAAGGAAAAGAAGCAUGUUUGCGAGGAAUUCUAUCCGUUCUUCCUUGCAGCGGUGGAGAAGCUUGGCCGAAGGCAAAUUGACAGAUGGGAGAAGGUGAUUGGAUCAGUUUAUCGGGUUAUUGACAUCUUAAAAGAGCGAAAUGUGUAUACACCUGAACAGAUAAAAGAACUCAAAUCUGUUAUCAAUUGGAGGCCGGCAGACGGUGCGCAAACUCCUUCGAGUACGAAUUCGGGCGUCAGCCCUGUAAAACCUGCUAGGAAGGAGGAAAAGGUAAGAGCUUGUUUGAUUUUUUGAUUUUAAGCAUGAUUUUAUAUUGCACUUGACAUCUGAAGUGAAGUUUUCAUAGAAAGAUGUGUCAAGAGCUGCAAUAGAUGAAUCCAAUAGCUUACAACCUAACUUACCUUUUUACAGCCUGAAUUGAGCAUUGAACAGAAACGAGUGAUCAGAAAGAAGAUUUUUGAAGAUGUCGAGACAUCACUGAAAUCUCUGAUUUCUCCAGCCAGCACAGAUUCAGCAGUAAGGUGAGGAGAAUAUUUUUUUAUUUUCUUUGCUUUUAGGUAUUGAUAACAGUUAUUUAACUUGUCUUCCUUCAAUUUUCAUCAAAUUUUAUAUUACUCUACCUAUUUCAGACAGAAAAUUGCUGGAUAUUCCGAAACAAUCGCUGAUACUCGAAAAACAGCCGAGCCAAAAACUCUUCAAGAAGCUAGGGAGAUCUACGAUAAAGCGAAUGAAGCUCUUCCAUUAGUUCGAAAUUAUGCUCAAAGGUAAGUGCCUUUAAUAAUUUAAUCUGCUGUUUAGAGUGAAAGCAGAACUGACCGGGACUCGAGAAGCCCAGAAGAGAAUGGAUGCGCUAGCAGAGUUCAUGAAAAGCGAAGUUGAACGAGAUAAGGACAUUCUGGAGCUGGCUAGAUCUUGUUUGGAUGGACUUCACAAAAAGAAGGCUAAAGUAAGAUAAAUUUGAUAUUUUUGGAUUGAAGGUACUAUGUUUGACGGGUGUGUCGGGUCCCAAAAUGAAGAUUAGAGCGUGUUCAACAAUUUUAUUUUUGAAUUAUUUAGAUUGAAGCCGCCCGCAGCCUCCUAUCCGACUCCAAAAACACCUCGAGCAGUGUUGCUCUGCCCGAAAUCGAAAACGACUUAUGA